This is a messenger RNA of Octodon degus (degu), 675 nucleotides long. It is a transcript of the gene Cldn17, whose product is annotated as claudin 17. The record is from RefSeq and is a predicted model, not a curated record. The transcript has a single exon. Gene Ontology annotation, cellular component: plasma membrane; bicellular tight junction. Gene Ontology annotation, biological process: bicellular tight junction assembly; cell adhesion. Lineage: Eukaryota; Metazoa; Chordata; Mammalia; Rodentia; Octodontidae. The coding region runs from base 1 to 675 and encodes 224 amino acids. Gene Ontology annotation, molecular function: structural molecule activity.
AUGGCAUUUUAUCCCCUGCAGAUUGCUGGACUGGCUCUUGGGUUCUUUGGCAUGGUCGGGACCAUUGCCACAACUCUUCUGCCUCAGUGGAGAGUAUCAGCUUUUAUAGGCAGCAACAUCAUCAUCUUCGAGAGGAUCUGGGAAGGACUCUGGAUGAACUGUGUCCGACAAGCCACACUCAGGCUUCAGUGCAAGUUCUACACCUCCAUGCUGGCCCUGCCACCUGUUGUGGAAACAGCCCGAGCCCUCAUGUGUGUGGCCAUUGCUCUUUCCUUCAUUGCUUUAAUUAUUGGCAUCUGUGGCAUGAAGCAGGUCCAGUGUGCAGGUUCUGAUGAGAGGGUGAAAGCAUACCUUCUGGGAACUUCUGGAGUUCUCUUUAUCCUGACAGGCUUCUUUGUUCUGAUUCCAGUGUGCUGGACUGCCAAUAUCAUCAUCAGGGAAUUCUACAACCCAAAUGUCCCCAUCGGUCAGAAACGAGAGUUGGGCGCAGCCCUUUUCCUGGGCUGGGCGAGCACUGCUGUCCUCUUCAUCGGAGGAGGUCUACUCUGCGGAUUCUGUUGUUGCAACAGAAAGCAGCAGUGGCAGAGAUAUCCAGCACCUCCAUACUGUGUGCCACAGAGAGACAAGCGCAAGAAUGCGACAGUGCUCAGAAAGACCUCCACCAGCUAUGUCUAG